This is a messenger RNA of Serendipita indica DSM 11827, 789 nucleotides long. NCBI's taxonomy places the organism in Eukaryota, Fungi, Basidiomycota, Agaricomycetes, Sebacinales, Serendipitaceae. The record is from the annotation of a GenBank genome assembly.
AUGUCGUCCAUUGUCGCCCACAGACUGCUCAUGCGCAGUGCCUUGCACGCAAAACCUUUCGGAAUCUCAUCUAGGCGCGUAUUUAGCCGAUCCGCGAUGCACAACCUUGCCGUCGUAAACGCACGCGGGUUCGCCAUCUCUGCGCGUCUUGCGUCACCCGCAGCGAAGCCAAAGUCCAAAACAACAGCUGCAAAGCCUAAGACGGUGAAAAAGAGUACGACGACAAAGGCGAAGAAGACGACGAGGAAGAAGGCUGCUCCCAAGCGCAAGACUGCUACAACUGCUGCAAAGAAGAAGGCGGCACCAAAGAAGAAAAAGGCGGCUCCCAAGAAGGAGGAGAAAGCUCCAACGCCACGUACCGAUCCUUCACUUCGUCCCCCUCCGCGCCGUGUCUCUGCCUUGACCAUCGGGGUUGAUUCAACUUACUUCAAUGUGGAGUGGAAUGACAGAUGCGGAGAAGAAGCCUUUCGAGGAGGAAGCCGCUACGGAGCGAGUCAAGCGUGCCCAAAUUUACGAAAAGUGGCGUGCGGAUCUUACACGAGAGAGGUCAGAACCAUCAACGAGUAUCUCACAAAGAGGGUGCCCAUAAAAGCUUGGGCUGUGACCGACCCUACGAAGAAGAGGGCCCCUACCGGAUUCGUCAAGUUUUACGCCGAGUCAAUGAAGAAUGGGACGAUCGAUGUUUCAAAGGCACCCGCAGGCCAGAGACCAGCCACAUAUGGGGCAGUAGAAGCUGCAAAGCUCUGGAAGAGCAUGACCGAGGCCCAAAAGGCGGUUUACAAGGCUUAA